GGUAAGGAACAUCUGUCUGCGGUGGUCCAUGGCUUGGCUUUUGUCUGCUUAGAGCCAAAUGCUUUUUGCAGGAGGAAGAGGCAAAGAUGGAGCCCCGAUCAUCACUUUUCCUGAAUAUGCAGGUUUCAGUGAAAUCCCUAACGAAGAUUUUCUGAAUGUCGUGACGUAUUUAACUAGCAUUCCCAGUCUGGAGGCUGCCAGCAUCGGAUUCAUCAUCAUCAUAGACAGACGGCGGGACAAAUGGAGUGCGGUCAAGGCUUCCCUCACCCGUAUAGCCGGAGCAUUUCCGGGAAACUUGCAGUUGGUUUUUGUCCUGCGACCAUCCCGGUUCAUCCAAAGGGCAAUCGCUGACAUUGGCAUCAAACUGUAUCGCGAUGACUUUAAAAUGAAGGUACCGAUCAUCAUGUUAAAUUCGGUUUCUGACCUACAUGGCUACAUCGACAAAAGUCAGCUUACUCGGGAGUUAGGAGGAACCCUGGAAUAUGGACAUAGUCAGUGGAUACACCAUCGAACUGCCAUUGAGAAUUUUGCCAUGACUGUGAAAACCACAGCACAGAUGCUGCAGACCUUUGGAACAGACUUGGCAGAAACAGAACUUCCCAACGAUGUGCCGUGUACGGAAGAGCUGCUUUCUUCCCACACGGAGCAGCACAAGAAGCUGAAGGAUGAGCUGAGGCUCGCUGUGAAGCAGGGGGCCACGCUGCUGACUUGCAUCCGGGAGCCGGUCACACGAAGUGCCACCAGCAAACUGAGCCCUGAUGAGCUUGAAAAUGUGGCGACUGUAGAAAGGUUGCUAGCUCAGUUGGAUGAAACGGAGAGAGCCUUUGACCAGUUCUGGUCCAAGCACCAGCUAAAAUUAGAACAAUGUUUGCAGCUCCGACACUUUGAGCAGGAUUUCAGAGAGGUAAAACUGGCACUGGACAAUUUGAUGGAAAUACAGGCGGGUUUCACAGAUAUCGGAGACAGUGUCACCCGUGUGAAACACAUUCUGAAGGAACGAAAGCAACUGGAAGAGAGAGGACAGGAACCUUUGGAAAAAGCCCAGUCAUUAGCUCUUCAUGGAGACCAGCUAAUCCAAAACAACCAUUAUGCAAUUGACUCCAUUAGACCAAAGUGUGUUGAACUCAGGCGGAUCUGUGAUGACUUUGCCAAUGAGACCAAGAAAAAAUACGAUAUUUUAGGGAAGUCCCUAGAAUUGCACAAACAAUUAGAUAAGGCUAGUCAGUGGUGUGAAGCUGGAAUCUACCUCUUAGCUUCUCAAGCUGUGGACAAAUGCCAGACACAAGAGGGAGCUGAAACUGCACUUUGUGACAUAGAGAGAUUCCUGGAAACUGCGAAGGAUCAUCAACUGUUGAAUGCCAAGGAGUUCUACAAUCAGUUUGAUAUGAUUCUCACCCCAGAAAUAAAGAGCAAUGCCCAAAGAGUUCUACAAAAACUGGAGGAUGUGCAGGAAAUGUUUGAGAAAAGGCAAGUGAGUCUGAAGAAGCUGUCAGCAAAACAGACCCGACCAGUGCAACCUGUUGCUCCACAUCCCGAGUCAUCACCAAAACGAGCAUCACCUAAAAGCAUUCGGCCUGCCACACUAGGUAAGGAAAUCAGGUAUUCCAGAACAGACAAGCUAAUAAAUAGCCACCCUGAGAUAUUGUGAAGGGUGGGAUAUAAAAGCUUUAAAUAAAUAAAUAAAGGUCAGGAUAUCCACAUUUGAAUUUUUCUUCUUUAUAAGAUUCCCCAAUAAGGGAACAUUAAGAUCCAAAACGUGUUGGACUACAUUUUUCUUCUUGGUAUACCCCUAUUUUAUUCCUCUCUGAGGUUGCAUUUCCAUUGCACUUCUUUCCAUGUUAGUUACAAGGAGAUGAGGGUCUGGAGUUCUGAAUCCCAGCUUUGAUGUUGGAGCACCAUUUCCAAACUCAGACUAUAUGCAAUACUAUAUGGUCCCUUAGAUGUUGCCUGGCACACCCUUAGCAUACUAUUUGAACUGAUAUCCCAAGAAUAUGGGCAUGAUUUGAGUUAUAGGCAGCCUGCUUAGUUUGCACUUCCACUACAUUUUCUGCAUAUGCUGAAGCAAUCUUACAACUCCUUUAGUAGUCAACUAAUUCUGCAAUGAACUACUUAGGCCGUGCACACAGUGAUCCAGCUCAGGGGAAUGAAUUAGCCCCAGAAAGCUGUCGCAUCAGCUUCUUUUUGAGUGGAAACACAGCUGGAGUCUGCUCAAUCAAUCUUUGUAAGUAAUAAAGUCCUAAUGCUACUUAUAUCCCAUGUCUAAAUAGUUGGAUCCAUCAUAGCAUCCUGCAUAGUUUGUAGUAUGUGAAAAAGCCCCCACUUAAUGGAUAACAUCUGGUAUGAAGAGGAAAGUUGAAAAAGCUGUGGAGGGAUUAGCUGACUCAGGAAAUGUGGCAGAUGUGAAUUCUAUCGCUGUCUCUUGAGGAAACUGCUAUGCUUUUCAGCCCUGAACAUUUAUUUAAAAAAACAGAUUUGAGGAAAAACCUUCCUUUUCCCUUCCCCUAUCUGUUUCCCUAUUACAGGGCAGUUGUAAAGUAUGACAGAGACAAGAUAGGGAACUAAACUAUUGGUAAGAGUUUGUCUUGCCAAAGAUGCUUAUGCAGUACAGGGUUUUAGGUGGAGAGUUAUGUCAAAAGCAUUUUUAAAAAGAAAGAAUACGUCCUAUUUCUUAGCCAUUAGUGUUUAUACCAUAUAUCUAAAAGAAUGCCCUUUGUGCAAUAAUUUUAUUAUGAUUUCCACUGUCUUAAUUAGCAUAAAUCAAUAUUUGGGGACAAAAGAGUGUUAAUGUUCCUUAAUAAUGGGAAUGUUUUUAUUUAAAAAUGGCCAGCCAAGUAGUAAAAAGAUUAAUUGAGCCCUUGAUACAUGGCCAAUGGGUUGAGAUUGAACUGUUGAGUCAAAAUACAUAUUUUAUGAGUGUUGAAAGCACCUUGUUUGCAUUAUCUCUGUAAAUGUUAAAACAGCUGCUUGCAAGGGGUCCACAUUAUUAAAAAGAAGAAAGAAGCUUACAGUUUUCCUGUUUCUCUUGGUGGCUUUCAAUGCCAUUGUUUAUAUCCUCCUGAACUGACAUGUGGCUGGACCUUGAGGUUGCUGUUUGCAGCGGUUCCUGUCUUUUCUGUUGGACUUUGUCUAGAAUGUGGUGUUGGGGGAUUACUAUUUCACUUCUGCCGUCAUUGGCUUCACGGGUUUUUUCCUCUCCUUUAUAAUCUAAUAUUUCUUGAUGUAUUACAUUUCUAUACCACUCAAUAGCUGUAGUGUGUUACACAUAGGAUUUGUCCUACCCUUGUAUGAUGUGUGUUCCAACUCCACAUCCCCUUGCCCUUGAGAGGCACUUUUCUUAGCAAUGUCCCUUUAAUAUAGGAGUGCUUUCAGUUUUUUGUGAAUGCUGUUUUCUGUGUUGCUACUGGCAGAGCAAAAACAAAUAUGCCGUCGGGGUUGUAGCAACCCCUUAGGUGUUGCUAGGCACCCCAUAGAUGUGUGCAACACACUGAUUUAAUCUGGUUGCACAUGGCUGAAAACCACAGCAGUUGGCUAUUAAGUUGAUAUUGAUACGAAACUCAUGAUUCAUAGUCUUGCCUGAGCCUCUGAAGGAGAGGUGCAUCACUUAACAACGGAAGGAGUUUCCACAAGACAGGCUUCCAGUACUGAAUUAUUUCUGUCUCUUUCUAAAAGGAAGGUCAGAUUCAUUUUGUGUUUUGUUUUGAUUUUUAUAUCGAUAAAAAUUUGUGGAAAACCUAUCAACAUAACCAUCACUCAAGUCUGCAGUCUGACAUCAGAUGCUGCAGAAGAAGAAAUUGACAAUUUUUAUGCAAGGAGAGGCGAUUGAUAACACAUCAGAACAAGGCAUGCUGAUAAUCAUAGGUGGUUAUUAAGGUCCAUGAAUCAGCCCACAUUAGUGUCUUGCAUUCUUGGCUGCAGCUAGUACUAGCCUGGGGCAUCCCUAAGAGACAACUCUGAUUCAUUUGUUAUUUACCUAAAAAAAUUGUGCAGCCCCCACCUCUGCAAGUAUUGUGGCACCCCUGUCCAUGUGAUUUCCAGUGGAUUCUUCUACAAGCAAUGAAAUUUAGUCUAUAGCACAAUUAGGUGUUUUUGCCACUAUCAUAAUGACAUAUCAUAAUGGUAAAUAUUCUUAUUCGCAACAAGAGGUUCUCUGUUGUCCAUUUUUUCUUUGGGACUAAUCAAAUCUUUGAGGCAGACAAAUUUACAUUUUGUCAGAGGAAGAGGAGCAGGGAGAAAAGGCAAGGGAAAAGACUCGUGUUUCACACAACUGCAGUGUAUAACUGUGUACAGGGACACAGGUGACUAAGAAAAGUACAAUACAUACUUUUGUACAUAUGUAUGUACAUAUGUAUGUACAUACAUACAUACAGGGACACAGGUGACUAAGAAAAGUACAAUACAUAAAAACAAAGGUGCUCAUGCAGUUUUGAUGGCCCUUGAGGGUGGAAAACUGGUAAUUAAAACCUCCUUCACAUUACUAUCUGUGAGGAAGGUUUUAAUGAAAGGCAGCUUGGAUAUAUUCUUCUACAUGUCAUGCUUUUAACAAACAUUGUUGUAUUGCUGUGAAAUGAUGUUUGUACCUUACAACUGAAAACACGAGGCUUUGAAUUCUAAACUGAUCCUAAGAGGAGACACUUUCUACCUGCUUCUCCUUAAUUGGGAACUCCAUGCAUCCGAAGGUUGGCAAGGGGAUGCAGAGUGAAGCAGGAAGCAAGAUAGCCUGUUUGGUGAACAUGAAUGCUGUUUUGUUUGUAAAUGGAAAGUCGGAAUCCAAGCCAGAUGCUAUAUGGCUGUGUUUUCACCUUUUUUCACCGCAAGGGUAACAACAACUCGUUCAUCAUUCUACUCUCACAGUAACCACAUUAUUUCAUCCAUACACAGUGCAGUUAUGUCUGGUGUAGCUACUUGGCAUUGGGCAUUAGUUUCAUCCUUCCUGCUUUUCAUUAAGGAGAAUGAGGCACUCAUGUUUGUAUUAAAUGAGGCAUUGGCGAUGAGGUAUUUACUUAAUUUAACUUGUCAAAUUUUCUGCCAUAAGAUGGGGUGAUGGCCAUUGGCUUAGAUUGUUUCACUAGGAGAUUGAACAUAUUCAUGGAGAAUCUCCAGAUUCAGAGGCAGAAUACCUCUAAAUAUUGCUGGUCUUAACCUAUAAAGCCCCACAUGGCUUGGGACUGCAAUACCUAUCAGAGUGCCUCUCUCAAUCUACCCAGACACUACUCUCAGUUUCUGGGGCCUUUCUCUGGGUGCCAACCCCUCAAGAGACUCAGAGGGUGGCAGCUAGUGGGUGGGCCUUUACAGUGGUGCUCCCCCCCCCCGCCAAUCUUGGAAAAACCUUUCUGCUGUAGCCCACCUGGUGCCAAAUUUGCCAUCUUCUUGGUGCCUCUUUGUAAAGUCCUUUAAAGACCUCCCUGGACAUUCAGGGGCCUGAUAAAAUUAGCCAAGUGCCUCUUACUCUUGGCCAGGUUUUUAAAUUGUCUUUUAAUGCUCUUUUAUUUGUUUAUUAAAAGCUUUUGUAUGCCAUCCUUUAUAUAAAUAUCUCAGCUUACAGCACAUUUUAAAACAAUUUAAAACAUCUAAUAACACCAUCCACAGAUUAAACCAGUGAUACCAAUAUAAAACAAUAAACAAACAUCAGAUAAAUCAAAUUAAAUCAAAAUAGAACAAAGCAAAAGUGACUGGAAAAAUCAUUAACACUAUUAUCUUUUAAAAUGCUGCUUAAAUAAAAAGGUUUUGACCUGGUGCCGAAAAUAAUAUAGUUAUUUUAAAUUAAUUUUUGACUCUCACUCUUUUAAGCUAUUGGAUUUUAUUGUUCCUGUACACCACUCAGAUAGCUUCAUCUAUGGGCAGUAUAGAAAUGAAAUGAUGAUGAUGAUGAAGCAAUCAAUAUGGGAAACAUGUUGUCUUUUCACACUUUUUGUGGAUUUUCCUUGGGCUGCAGGAAUAGGUGAACCAAUUUGCUUUGCUUCACAAGGCUCAUUUUAUGCGUGAGCAUUUUUAAAGAAAAGUUUAGGAACAGCUUAGAGUAAGGAACUGUCUGUUUCAACAGUGAGGUAGUAGUUUCAGCAGCUAAAUGAAAAGAUGCCCAUAAUAAUUAAUGCAUAAUAAAUAAAUCAUGGGCCAAAAAAGCACCCACAAGGGCAGUCUCAGCUAUAGAAAGGACCUGUGCAAAACCUAAAUUUGGCACUCGGAUGGUGAAAACAAAGUCAGUCCUGUCCAUGCAACUGCUACAUGGACACACUUUUCAUAGCAGUGUCCCUUUAAUAAAGGAGUGCUUCCAGUUUUGGUGUUGCAAACCAAAUCAAAACAAAACACAAAAUGAAUCUGGCCUUCCUUUUAGAAAGAGACAGAAAUAAUUAAGUACUGGAAGCCUGUCUUGCGCAAACUCCUUCCAUUGUUAAGUGAUGCACCUCUCCUUCAGAGGCUCAGGCAAGACUAUGAAUCAUGAGUUUCGUAUCAAUAUUAACUUAAUAGCCAACUGCUGUGGUUUUCAGCCAUGUGCAACCAGAUUAAAUCAGUGUGUUGCACACAUCUAUAGGGUGCCUAGCAACACCCAAAGGGUUGCUACAACCCCGACAGCGUAUUUGUUUUUGCUCUGCCAGUAGCAACACAGAAAACAGCAUUCAUGGCUGCUUUGGGGUAACUGGGGGAGAGAGGAGGCUUUGACCUCCUCUGUGCCCCAUUAGUCAUGACCCAGUUGCUCCCUUACUGUUGCCUAAUGGCAACAGUAAAAUAGUGAUCCAGGUUGAUUGCUGUCUUGAUGGUGUGGCUUUUUUGGCAGUGGU
Messenger RNA from Varanus komodoensis (Komodo dragon), 6776 nucleotides. It is a transcript of the gene MCF2L2, whose product is annotated as MCF.2 cell line derived transforming sequence-like 2. The transcript has 11 exons. The record is from RefSeq and is a predicted model, not a curated record. Gene Ontology annotation, molecular function: guanyl-nucleotide exchange factor activity. The coding region runs from base 59 to 1648 and encodes 529 amino acids. Lineage: Eukaryota; Metazoa; Chordata; Lepidosauria; Squamata; Varanidae. Gene Ontology annotation, cellular component: cytoplasm.